UGCACCAGAAGCAUCGCAAUUGUUGGAUUCUGUUUUGCACCAUUUGUUUAUACACCCUUCAAAGGAAACAGUCAUGUCAGGGAAAGUCAUCGUGGUGUUUGCACUGUUGAUGGCUCUGCUGGUAUCAUCCGGAGAGGCCAGAGAGGCUGGUCUCCUGCAGCUGCUGGCAAAGAGAGACCCGGCCGGCAGACAGGAGCCGGCGCCGCAGGCCUCCCCUGCACGGCCGGCGAGAAGGGCACACCUAUCAGAGGACGAUAGGGAGAUUAUGACAAAACAAAUAAUGCAAGCAAUUUCAGAGAUGAACUGCAUGUCGGACCGGGACUACCAGGGCUGGGUGGACUUCGGACGCCGGGACGCAGAAUGAGACACGCCGACAGCGACCCGACAGCUCAGACUCACC
Molecule: messenger RNA, 400 nt
Organism: Notothenia coriiceps (black rockcod)
Lineage: Eukaryota; Metazoa; Chordata; Actinopteri; Perciformes; Nototheniidae
Product: cholecystokinin
Exons: 3
Coding region: 74-364 (96 amino acids)
Cellular component (GO): extracellular region
Molecular function (GO): hormone activity
Source: RefSeq, a predicted model, not a curated record